Ochotona curzoniae (black-lipped pika) is the source of this 2910-nucleotide messenger RNA. It is a transcript of the gene ENPEP, whose product is annotated as glutamyl aminopeptidase. Gene Ontology annotation, molecular function: zinc ion binding; metalloaminopeptidase activity; peptide binding. Gene Ontology annotation, cellular component: cytoplasm. The record is from RefSeq and is a predicted model, not a curated record. Gene Ontology annotation, biological process: proteolysis; peptide catabolic process. Lineage: Eukaryota; Metazoa; Chordata; Mammalia; Lagomorpha; Ochotonidae. Bases 1 to 2910 code for a protein of 969 amino acids. The transcript has 20 exons.
AUGUGUAAUAUGUGCAGCAUCGGAAAGAAACAUGUGGCCAUCAUCUGUGCCGUGAUAGUGGCUGUGGGACUAAUCGUAGGACUUUCCGUGGGCCUGACCAAACCGUGUAACUCCUCGGCUGAUUCUGGGACAAGCCCAGCUCCGUCUUCUAGCCCAGCUCCGUCUUCUAGCCCAGCUCCGUCUUCUAGCCCAACUCCGUCUGCUAGCCCAGCUCCAUCUGCUAGCCCAACUCCGUCUGCUAGCCCUUCCGUUUCUCCACCGAUCCAGGAGGUGUGCCCUGCCAGUGAAGAUGGCAGCGGGGAGUGGAACAAUUUCAGGCUGCCGAACUUCAUUAACCCCGUACACUAUGACCUGGAGCUGAAGCCCCAGCUGGAGCAGGACACAUACACGGGCACCGUGAACAUCUCCAUCAACCUGACUCAGCCCAGCCGGCACCUGUGGCUGCACCUGCGGGAGACCAGGAUCACCCAGCUGCCGCAGCUGAGGAGGUCCUCUGGCGAGCAGGUGCAAGUCAGGCAGUGCUUUAAGUAUGAAACCCACGAAUAUCUGGUGAUCGAGGCAGCACAACAGCUUUCAGCCACCACGGACAAUACUUACUACGUCUUGACCUUGGAGUUCGCCGGCUGGCUCAAUGGCUCCCUCGUGGGGUUCUAUAGAACUACGUAUACGGAGAACGGCCAAACCAAGAGCAUAGCGGCUACUGAUCAUGAACCAACAGAUGCCAGGAAGUCCUUCCCCUGUUUCGAUGAGCCCAACAAAAAGGCAACUUAUACCAUAUCUAUCAUCCACCCCAAGGAAUAUAAAGCACUUUCAAAUAUGCCAGUAGCGAACCAAGUGGAAGUGGAUAGCAACUGGUAUCGAACAACUUUUGAGAAGUCUGUCCCCAUGAGCACUUACCUGGUGUGCUUUGCGGUACAUCAGUUCACGGCUGUACAGAGAACAUCAAAGAGAGGAAUACCUCUCAACAUUUAUGUCCAGCCAGAGCAAAAUCACACAGCUGAAUAUGCUGCAAAUGUGACCAAGAUUAUUUUUGAUUAUUUUGAGGAAUACUUUGGUGUGAAUUAUGCUCUUCCUAAAUUAGAUCAAAUUGCUAUUCCAGACUUCGGCACUGGUGCUAUGGAGAACUGGGGUCUCAUCACAUACAGGGAAACCAACUUGCUUUACGACCCAGACGAAUCAGCCUCAUCAAACCAACAAAGAGUGGCCACUGUGGUUUCCCACGAACUUGUACAUCAGUGGUUUGGAAAUAUUGUGACCAUGGACUGGUGGGAAGACUUGUGGCUAAAUGAAGGAUUUGCUUCUUUCUUUGAGUUCCUGGGAGUGGCCCAUGCAGAACCAGAUUGGCAGAUGCGUGACCAGAUACUGAAUGAAGAUGUCUUACCUGUACAAGAGGAUGAUUCUUUAAUGUCUUCACAUCCGAUUAUUGUCACUGUGUCCACGCCUGCUGAAAUAACAUCUGUUUUUGAUGGAAUAUCCUACAGCAAGGGAGCUUCCAUUCUGAGGAUGCUUGAAGAUUGGAUCACACCAGAGAAAUUUCAAGCAGGCUGUCAGAGGUACUUGGAAAAUUUCCAUUUUCAAAAUGCAAAAACUUCAGAUUUUUGGAAAGCCCUGGAGGAGGCGAGUGGUCUUCCAGUGGCAGAAGUAAUGAACACUUGGACCACACAGAUGGGCUACCCGGUGCUCAGCGUGAGUAACAGGAGCCAUAUCACACAACGCCGCUUCCUGUUGGACUCAAAUGCUGACCCUUCCCAGCCACCCUCAGAACUUGGUUACACAUGGAAUAUUCCUGUGAGAUGGACUCAGAACACUCUAUCAGAAAUUACAGUCUUCAAUAGAUCACAAAGUGCCGGAAUUAAUCUGAACAUUUCUGAUGAAAGUGCUUUUGCCAAAAUAAACCCAGAUCAUAUCGGAUUUUAUCGUGUAAAUUAUGAAGAAGAAACUUGGAACAAAAUAGCUGAGAAUCUUUCCUCAAGUUUCUUGGACUUCUCUUCUGCCGACCGUGCAAGUUUUAUUGAUGAUGCUUUUGCUUUGGCAAGAGCUCAACUUCUGAAUUACACCACGGCUCUGAACCUGACCAAGUAUCUCAGAGAAGAAACAGAUUAUAUACCGUGGCAAAGAGCCAUUGCAGCUGUAAACUAUAUCAUUAGCAUGUUUGAAGAUGAUACUGAAAUAUAUCCAAAGAUAGAGCGCUACUUCAGAGAUCAAAUCAAGCCCGUUGCUGAUGAUCUGGGAUGGAAUGACACCGGAAACCACCUCACAAAGUUACUGCGUGCCUCUGUGUUAGGAUUUGCAUGCAGAAUGGGAGAUGAAGAAGCCUUGAGAAAUGCUUCCCGGUUAUUUGAGGACUGGGUCAGUGGAGCAGUAAGUCUCCCCGUCAAUCUCAGACUUCUAGUGUAUCGCUAUGGGAUGUACAGCUCUGGCAACGAGACUUCAUGGAACUACACUCUUGACCAAUACCUAAGAACUCCCUUAGCCCAAGAAAAAGAAAAACUGCUCUAUGGCUUAGCCUCAGUGAAGAAUGUUACUCUGUUGUCAAGGUAUUUGGAUUUGCUCAAGGACCCAAACUUCAUUCGCUCUCAGGAUGUGUUUACAGUCAUCCGCUAUAUCUCCUAUAAUAGCUAUGGGAAGAGUAUGGCCUGGAAUUGGAUACAACUCAACUGGGACUAUCUGGUUAACAGAUUCACAAUCAAUGACAGAAACCUUGGCCGGAUCGUCACCAUAGCAGAGCCGUUCAACACUGAGCUGCGACUCUGGGAGAUGGAGAGCUUUUUUGCAAAAUACCCUGAAGCAGGAGCAGGAGAAACACCAAGGCAGCAAGUGCUGGAAACAGUGAAAAACAAUAUUGAGUGGGUCAGACUCAAUAGAAACACCAUCGACCGGUGGUUUUCUGAAGUCUCUGUGAAUGAAUAA